UCAGACGACUCAGACGACUUACUAGGGAUAUAUUCGUAAAAAUAGCUUCUGUUUUUUUGUUUGGUCACAAGGGGCUGGGCUGUAAUUUUACAAGGUUUUUAGGUUAGUUUUGCAUUUGAUUCAAGUUUGGGUAUAGGUUUGGGGUUAAAAUCAAGUUGUGGGUUAGUUUUGGCAAAUUCCCUAUUAAAAAAAGACUAUGCUUAGGUGUCAUUUAAAUAGGAUGAUAAUUUAUUUUAUGUGGCAGCUUAAGAAUCAAUUGAAAAAAAGUUGGUCCAAAUCCAAUUACUAGGGAGCAUUAUAUUAACCCAAUAUAUAAAAAAAUGUGUACUAUUUUCUUAAAUAAAAGCUACGAAAUUACAUAAUAUAAUUAAUAUAUAUGACAAUUUAUGACUGUGAAUAAAUAUUUGAUAACAUUUUUUUCAUCCUUCUUCAUUUUUGUUUAAUUUUAUAUUAUUAAAAAAUUAAACAAUCACAUUAACUAAAUGAUAAAAAAUUAUAUUUUUAUUACAUAUUAUAUUUUGAAUUUUUUAAAAUGACUUUAAAUUACAAAAAUGAAGAAACCUUAUAUGUUAUAUUUUGAAUUUUUUAAAAUGACUUUAAAUUAAAAAAUGAGAAAACCUUAUAUGUUAUAUUUUUUAUAUGUUAGAUUUUAUCUUAUAUGUUAUAUUUUUAUUUUUUUAAAACGAUUUUAAAUUACAAAAAUGUAAAUUUUCCUUAAGUAUACGACUAAAAGCAUUAAAAUGGCAUGUAUCAAUUCGAUGGUUGAUCUGAAACCUUUCAAAACCCAUAUGAAAGAUAAAUGUAAAAAUAAUUCAACUGUAAAAAUAAUACUGUUCAUUUUUUUCAAGAAUAUGUUCAGUGGAAAAAAAUAAGGUUUUUGUGUCAUAAUUUGUUUAAUGUCCAAUCUGAUCAAUCCAUGAUUUAUUAAUUACAAUUUAGUUCCACAAUUUUAAGAAAAGUUGAUCCGAUCCAUCAAAAAAAUAUAAUAACAACAAAAAACAUUGUAUUGUAUAAAUAAAAUGAUUAAAUAUAUAAAAAAAUUGUCAAUAAUGUAUAAAAAUAAAUUCAACUUGCGCAAAGCGCAUGUCUUAUAUAGUUUCUUACUAAUUUGAAAGCUUUUAAGAGGUAAACAAUUUGAUCAAAAAAAAAUUAGGAGGUAAGGGUCUCAUGUGAACCCUGACUGGUCUAUCACCAUCGCAUCUCUUCUUUCUUCUCGUCGCACGGAGAUCAAGACCUGUCUCCUAAAACUUACUUUCCAGACCAUGUUAUACAGCUUGUGGAGGGAGAGGAAUAGUCGUCGGCACCAAGGCCACCCACAGAGCGCUGCUCACAUGGUUCGUAUCAUUAACAAGCUCAUCAAGAAUAGGAUCUCCUCCCUGCGUCACCGGCGGCCAUCUUUCUACAGUGAUAUGAUGCAGUGUUGGAUGGGACGCACCACGUAGCCAAUUAAGCUCCAAUUUUAAAAUUCUCUCUACUGAUUGUGUUCAAGUUUGAAAGCAUAAACAUAUGUUGCCUGUAACUUUUUUUCUUUGUUGAUAAUCAAUUUAAAAUUUCAGCAAAAAAAAAAAAAAAAAAAUAGGAGGUAAACAAUUAAUGUAUGAUGUUUAAUUUAAGUACGAAGGGGUUGUAUAACUUGUAUUCCUUCAAUAAAUGGUUGGAGAUAUCGAAUAAUUGCUGCAGAUUAUAUCGAUGGUAGAUCCAUACCAAAUGAGAAUAUAACCCAAAACUGUCUGUAAUAGCCCACCUCACACAGCAGAAGGGCGAGCCGAACAUCUUGACUUGAACUUUAAGCAGCCCUUCUGCACUUUUCAGUAUUUAUACUAAGAACAUCUUCAAUGGAUCACAAAAAAAUUAUUUAUAUUUUAUACUAAAACAAAAUAACUUAUAGAGUUAUAUUUGCUCCAAUAGUUUACUGUAUAAUAAAGUUACUAUAUAAUAGAGUGAAAUAUAGAGUAAUAUUGAUUUUUUACUCCAAAUAUAGAGUGAAAAAAUAACAUUACUCUAUAUUUCACUCUAUUAUAUAGUAAAAUUAUUAUACAGUGAACCAUUGAAGUAAAUCUAUACUAUUAAAAGGGACGCACUCUUGAAAAAUCUACUUAUAAAAGGUUGUUAUACCUUUUCACUAGACUAUUAAUAUUUUAGUCUUAUCUUAAAUUUAUACUAACAAUAUAUCACUAUAUAUUUCUUUAACAAUGCUUUAAUCAAUUUAAUAGGUGAUAUAACUAGAUUUCCUAAAUUUUCUAAGAAAUUUACCUUAAAUAAAAUACUCCCUCCGUUCCUAAAAGAUGUAUGUUAUAGAAAAAAAAAUUGUUUAAAAAAGAUACAUUUUUUACUUUUUCAAUGUAUGAUUUUAUGAAAAAUUGUAAGUUUCAAAAAAAUUAAUGGUGUUUAUUGAAUUUCUAUUGGCUUAAAGUUAUGGAAAAUUGUUAUUCACAAAAAACAAUGCAUAUUUAAUGAGUUUUCUUAAUAUAUGUGUAAAAUCUAGAAUAUGCAUCUUUUAAAAAUAGAGGGAGUAUUACAUAUUUUUGUGACAUGAAUCAAAGCCAUCUGUGAUACAAAGCCUAAAAGAUAAUUAGCUAUAUAUUAAUUAAUAAUAAAUAAUACUUAUUUCUUUCAUGUAAACAAAACAUUGUGAGAUUCACGAGUGGACUAUCAUUAUUUAAACACAUGACAUAUAGACUACACAAUCAGAAAAUAUUUACUUACGGUUUUAACAAUUUAUGGUUCACGACUUCACAUAGUUUUGACUGGUAGAGCUAAAAAUACACAUAUCAGACACAUAUCAGACCUACUGAAUACACAAGUUUAACAAUAUUGAUUUUUUAUAUUUGUAUAUAGUCCAUGGAAUUUAUAUUAACAUGAUUUACAGUUAUAUAUUUGUCAAUCUUAGAGCAGUGUCCCUGAAUGCAUAUAUAUGUGGAAGAAUAAUCCUAAACUCUAAAUUCUGCAAAUAUUAACUACAUAUACUGCUGUAUAAAAUAUAUGGUCAGUGAAAUUUUGUCUACCUUAAUAUAUUUACAAAAUGGUUCAACUAAUUCCCCUUAAUAAAAUGGUUCAAACAAUAUAGGUUUGUUAAUACUUCACAUCCACGCAAAGUGCAAAGCCGCUAUAACAAUCACAAAUUUUUUCAUCUGUUCAAUAGUGUAGAUAUUCUUAAUACUAAAAAAAUGUGAAUCACUCAAAAUGUGAAUAAAAAUGUGAAUUAUUAACACUAAAAAAACUGAACCAGUCAAAUAUUCUUAUAAGAAAUAUUUAAAUUUAUCUGAAUUAUCCGAUAUUUCAUCAAAAAAAUAAAAAUAUGACUUUUACCUGAAUUAUUUAAGAUUAUCCUUAAAGCGAGAACCAAACCAGAACCGAAUUGAACUCAAGAUUUUACCAGGUUUUUAAAAUUGGUAUCUAAAACAAACUAAAAACCAAAACAACUAAACCGAAACCAAACUCAAACUUAUAAAUAACUAAACAGUUUAUAUAUUUCUUGAAUAAAAAAAUCAAAAAUCAAAAAUCAAAAAUCAAAAGUUGAAUCGAAACCGAACUAAAACACUAAAAAGAACUGAAUCGAAACCAACCGCGUAGCUUUAAACAUAUUAGUGAACUAACAAACAAUAAGUUUAUCAAUAAAAAAAUCUCGCGCUUUUAAGCGCAGGUCAAAAUCUAGUUUAACUUUAAAAUAGAGUUAUUCUAUUUUAGAGUGAAAUAUAUAGUAAAUUUUUGUGUACCCUUGGAGAUGGUCUAAGCAGAUUAAUUAUGUGGUUUAAUCAUCAAAUUAAACAAUGUAACAAAUUAAACAAUGUAACUAAAGACUCGUUCAAUGCAAGUUAAAACAAUCACACACACAACUAACAAAAACUCAUUUCUAAUUUAAGUAAAUCAAUCCUUAGCACACUACACACUCACUUUCUCACCAUAUUUCAUCCGUAAAAAAAAACUGAAAAUCCAUAAAUUUAGAAACCAAAAUAACAUUCCAAUUUUUGAAUACCUACGUCGGAGAUAUACAUUCUCUGACACUCUUUUCUUCAAUGCUGCCGAAACCGAUCGGACCAAACACAACUCUUGAAUCUCAGCCGCCACAUCACUACAAUAACCCACAACUAGUGGUUAUCCUCCUCCUCGUCCUCUUCAUCGGUUUCUUCGCUCUAUGUUGCUGCAAAUGUUUCUUCCACACUCUCUCAAAGGCUUGGGAUCGCCUUCACCGCAAUGGACCACCCGAAGAUCAAAUCCAAUCACAACCAGAAAUCGACGGUCAACCACCGGUUAACCCCGGUUUAGAGCCACAAAUCAUACAAUCCUUCCCAUUAUUCCCAUUCUCCUCAGUCAAAAAUCUCCGAGAAGAUAAACACGGACUCGAAUGCGCGAUUUGUCUUCUUGAAUUCGAAGAAGAACACGUCCUUCUCCGACUCUUAACAACCUGUUACCAUGUUUUUCAUCAAGAAUGCAUCGACCGUUGGCUUGAAUCUAACAAAACAUGCCCUGUCUGUCGCCGGAACUUAGAUCCAACCGCGUCUGAAAACAUCAAAGAGCUGAUCAUUGAAGUCAUACACGAAAACAGCAACGGAAACCAAGAUCAAACGUCAACAUCAAACGAGGUUUUGCGAUCGAGACAGAGUAAAGAGGUAAAGAUGGAGUCCUUACCGGAUAAAUUUUCGAGAUCGAAGACGACAGGUCACUCGAUAGUGAGGAAUAAACCAGCGGAAGAAGACCGGUUUACUUUGAGAUUACCGGAUCAUGUUAAGAUCAAGGUAACGAGAAGACAUAAUAAUAACCAAACAGAGAGUUGUAUUUCGUUUGGUGAGCUUAUGAGAAACAGAGAAGGCCGGUUUGGUGAACUCUCUGGUCAAUCACUUGUACCAGAAUCAGAAAAUUAAAGAACAUUUUUAUAUUUUUAUUUUGUUCGUUAACUCUAAAAAGGAAUUUUCCAUAUAUGUUAACAUCCGUGAUCCUCAGGUUUCCAUGCUACAAAGUAGCUUGAUUGAUGUCUUGCUACUUCAAAGCUAAGGAAACACAAAGAAGCGGUUCGGAUUCUUCGCUCGGAAUAUGAUGUUACAUACACCACAAUGCUUAAAACUGUAUUUCAAAACUAAGAUGAUUUAGAAAGGGCUUACGCUAUUCUCGAAAAAACGAAUUUUUGAAGUUUGCACCUUCUCUGUAGAACUUUUUAUUAUAGGAGGGUUUCUGUUAAUAAUAGAAAACAAUAAGAGUUUUUUUUUAGCAGAAGACUAAAGAUAAGAUUCUGUUUACUCUCUAAGACGUGUAUAAAUUUGACAAUAACAGUUUAUGCUCUUCGUCGUCUUUGUUGUUCUUGUCUUUCUUUUUCUUGGACUUGGUAAAUUCAUACACACUUAUCUUAAUCUCUUUAUAUAGAUACACUUGCUUCCUUUGAAGCAGAAUAUUGGCGAAAAAAAUCAAUGCUUCAUGGAUCCAUAAUAGCAAUGUUAGUGACCUAGGUAGAGUCUUAAGAAUCAAAUGGGUACUGAAUCAUUCGGACUAUGUGCAUGCAACAGAAAUCUCUCGGCCUUAUGCACUAAGAUUGAAGGAUUACUAUGUGCAGAUUCAUGCAUGAGAGACAUGAUGAUUUCUUUGGUCUGUUUUGAAAACGGAUUGCCCAGAUCUAGUAGAUAUGAUUACGAGCCCGAUGGACUGGCUAGUCUUUGCUUCGGAGAUUGAUGCGUUCUGGAAUCUACAUGAUAAUUUUGAGAGCAUGAGCUUGCUCCACAUUCCCAUUAGCAAGAAUGGCCGGACAGACUCAUUAGCGAAAUAAGCUAGGAUCAAAGAUACUUUUUUCUUUCAUAUAGAUCAGAAACGGCCAGAUGGAAGUUAUGUUCAGAAAAACGUCUUAUCUGAUAAAACUUGAUUUGUUAAAAUGGACAGCGGCCAAAAAAAAUACACAAGUACAAAAAUAUGUUGCAUGUUUAGAGAUGGAUGCUUUCAGAGAUUUUAAACACUUGUUUGUUUAUUGUUGCUACGAGUCAGAUUAGAGUAGACACGUUUUCUGGGUAUGAAAACAUUCACAAGAAUCUUUAAGUGAAAACUACAUUCGUUGGAACUUGGAGGAAGCAAACAGACAUUGUUGCUUGUCAAUGAAAUUAGCAGAUGGGAUUAACUAAUAAAUAGAGACCGGUUUAUUAAGUGUUUAGUACUUUAGCUUACAUGAAAUUUACAAAUGGUCGUACAGUUUAGAAGACCCGGUUAUCCCAAAAUAUAAAAUCGAACCCAGCCUAAUUUUACUUUAACAUAAACGGCUAUGUUAGAUUUUCUGUUCUGUUGGGGGUGGAUUUACAUCCUUCCUCAAGACCCAUCUAUAAUAAAUAAAUAAUAAUAAUUUGGAGUUUUCUCCCACCUCAAGCAGCCACGUCCUUCUUUUAGUGUGGGCAUAUGUUGCGACGUGUCAUUAACUUAUCAUUCCGCUCACGAAAACUUUCGUAAUUAUACUAUGGGCCGUUUGAUGGGCCUUAUGUAAUAUUUUCUAUGGUUUAGGCUCACAUGUAUUUAGAGCUUCACCACUCUCCGUCUUCUACUAACAGAGCAUUGCCGUCUUCAAGUUACAGAUGACGUCGUCUCCGAUUCCAACUAUGUAACGUCUGUUAUUGACAAUUAUUAGGUAACCACCGGAAUCUUCACCUAUAAAUGUGUUUUCAGCCAACGAUGAACAGCAUCCCAUAUACGAAAUCUGAAAACACGAUCCCUGCUACUCACCAACUCAACAAUGGCGCAAUCCUCUAUCUUACCUGGCGAUUUGAAAGCUAGCCACUGUACAAAUGCCACCAAGGUCCGUCUGGUUUAGGGAGGCCAGGAAUGUGAAGAAAGGGCGAGAGUUAAUAGGUGUCGACAUGCUACGGCUUGACGAGAAUUUGACCCUUAUCCAAUGGUCCGUCAGUGCCAACCGUCUUAGCCCUUUCCUUGACGUUCAGUGUAGGAUCAUUUUAAACGUUCAGCAGUUUCGACGUCACAAGGAGCAACAACAAGUUCCGUCUGUCUGAGACUCCCCUCUCCAUACGCUUCAAUGAUGGAACGUCUUUUGUAGAGCUAACCGAUUCGGUGAAAUAAAUACCAACUGAACUGUUACGAUUUCGUAGACCAGCUACGUGCAUUGGCGAACACCAACAGACAACUACCUGGUAUGUUUUUAAUCUUCUUUAUCUUUCUUGUCGUUUAAGAAUCCUACGUCUGUCUAUAUUAAGGUCCUGCUACGUUUUAAUUUUCAAACAUAAUCGGUGAGCUAACUGCAAUCAGGAGCACUAAUAAUGAUACACACGGGUCGCAGCGCGUAAUGCUUACUCUUUGCAUAGAGAGUUAUAUCACCGUGUCAUUAGCAUCUUCGAUGCCUUAGCCCUUGCAUUUUAUAACAAACUCGAGAGCUACGGGACGGAACCAACAAUUGUACUUGCCACCAGCAUAAAUCCGAAAAUUGUUGGAGUUAUGCAGGUCGAUUGUUAAUGUCACAUCUUUACUUCGACACAGAGACCGCUGUUGGAAAAGAAAAGAUUGACAAGCAAGUGACCCUCAUUUUAAUUAGAUAGAGACCACUUGGUUCACAUUAAACAUAUUUCCAUCUGCUUUAAUAUAUUUUUUGACUGUCAUUCAACACUUAUCUCUUAAUAGGUUGACAGGUGAAGGCACAUAUGAGACAACAUCUUCAUCGAAGGUGGUAUAUGCACAAAAAGUGGCCCUGAUCGUUUCAGAGCUAAAGCAAUAUGUUAUCGCUGCCGACCCUUAGAUAAUUGAGUUUCUUUGACCGGAAUUCUGCCAGGCUUUGUUAAAGAUGAGGAUGAAGAGGUUCCUGAUGCUCAACUUCCUGGAGUGAAUGCACUAGCUUCGAAUGGAGCUGCUGAUGAGAACUCCAAUGUUGCGCCCCACCAUCCAUGUCUGCUGAUCCAGCUGCCGAAGGUGAACCAUCAACCAAACAGCAACUUGAUCCGAGCCAGAGUGGAUCCAAGAAUGUACGCUUGGCAUAAGUUCACGUAGAUACCUUUGAUAACCAUUGAAUACUUAUCACGUGGAUACCCUUAACAAAAGUAUUAAUGCUUUAGCAUCUUUUUCUACUUUUGUUUUCAACUCACUGUAGUGAUCAGUGUUUGAAUUAUUAAUGCAAGUUUACUUUAUACAGGCAACAUUUUGUUAAGAUAAGUCAAGUAGUCAUGCUACCUUACGUAUGAAGUUCAUACUUCUAAACACUUGGUAGUCUACGUAAGCAAUUGAUGAUAAAGUUACAUGUCUACUAACUUUUUCUUAAAAAAUACAUAAACCAUACAAUUAAGCAGUGUACACUUCAAGUAUUUCCUCAAAACAAGAUUAAAAGCAACAAAAUUACGGCAUCCAAGUCUCGAUGAGUACAUCCAAAUCUACACUGUCGGUGCAACUGUCCCUCAAAUACAUGUUACAUGUAAAUUGUUAAAGAUGUACAUUUGUUGAAAGGUGUUGACGUAUAUAUAUAAUAUAUUUGACGUCCACACUACUAAAAACGUUUGUCCAUGUUAUCCAAGAAUAAAAGUCAAAAGAAUAAAUAUAAACCAUUACAUUUUUUAAACUCACUUAUUUAAAAUUUUGUGUUCUCUUAAGAAAAACCAUUACAUUUUUUAAUUCAAUUAUUAAAAAAUUUAUGUCCUCUUAAAAAAAUAUAGUGAUUCUUUCAACUCAAACCAGCAAAAUUAAAUUUACAGUACAAUCUUAGAAAGUUUUAAAUUUAUCAUAUUCAAUUUAAAACAAUAUUUUCAAAUGUUCUAUAAAAUAUUUUGAUCAAAUCUUCUAUAAAAUAAAAAUAUAUUUUAACAUAAAACAUUUUUUUCGUAAAUUCACCCGCCCGUAGGGCGGGCCAACCCCUAGUUAGACAAUAAAUUAGGCUUAUUUUACUCUGUAGCCUUAGCUUUUUUCUUUGUAUAAAUAAAAAGAUAUCUCUAUUUAUCAAAGGAGAAUCUCUCCUUCUAUUUUAAACUAGAGCACUUCUUACAAAGGGUUUAUGGAUUCUUAGAUUUACUUUACACUAGAAACGAUUCUUAUAAUACAUUCUUUGAUCAAUAAACUAUUUUUAAUAUUCAUUUCUCAUUUGAUUAUUUCAAGAUUUUUCAUAAACUUCAAAAAUCUAAUUCUUAUCUUCAGAUUUUUUUUAUUGUAUAAUUCCAACAAACAUCAUCAGCAUAAACGCCGUUUUUGGAUCAAACAGUUGGUACUAUAGAGAGGGGGCUAAGGAAAACUAUCUUCGAAGCAUAUCAAACUUGAGAGAAUCCUAGAUCUACGAUGAUCAUUCAAGUAGGCUUCUAAACACAAAAAAAAAAAA
Messenger RNA from Brassica rapa (field mustard), 9268 nucleotides. Its product is annotated as RING-H2 finger protein ATL30. NCBI's taxonomy places the organism in Eukaryota, Viridiplantae, Streptophyta, Magnoliopsida, Brassicales, Brassicaceae. The record is from RefSeq and is a predicted model, not a curated record.